AUGGCUGCGGCUUUGACUCAGCAAAGCAAUGCCAUGAUGCAACAGCAUGAGGCGGCGAUGCAGCGCCAGGAAGCCUCUCUCGAGCAGCAGAACUUCAUGAUGCAGCAGAUGGAAGCUGCUAGGCAGGCUGCAGAGGAUGCUCAGAGGCAGCACGUGGAUGCUCUCCGUCAGUUAGGGGAGAAUGCUGCUGGUGCUCAGAUGUAUGGUCCUCAUCCCCAACCUCCACCCCCUGAAUGGAAUAUGGAGCGCAUCUUUGAUGCCAAGAGGUGCCCUGAUGAGAGCAGACUGGCUUUCACUGUCUACAUGCUCACUGGAGAGGCUGAGCAUUGGUGGGCUAGCAUGAAGCUGGUGAUGGAAGAGAAGCAUGAGGAUAUCACAUGGGAAGCCUUCAAGAGGAGGUUUCUUUCAGAGUACUUCCCUGAUAGCGUGAGGUACGCUAAGGAGGUUGAGUUCCUCCAGCUGACGCAGGGGAACAAGUCAGUAGCUGAGUACGCCGAGAGGUUCAAGCAUCUGGGGCGUUUUUACACCAUGCCGCUCGAUGAGGAGUGGCGUUGCAGGAAGUUUGAGAAUGGUCUCAGAGGAGAUAUCCGCCUGAUGAUAGCUCCACUGUCCAUUAAGGACUUUGCGGCCUUGGUGGAAAAGGCCAGGGUCAUUGAGCGAAUGAAGGUAGAGGUGGAAGCUCAGCAACAGCCACAUCAGAGAGUCAGUGGACCAUCUGGGUCCAGGCCGAGGGUUGAAGAGAAGAGGAAGCCUUAUGCUAGGCCUCAUCCACAGCCACAGGGGUCUAGAGGCUUUUCUUCCCCGCCCAGCAGGAUUCAGUGCUAUCAUUGCGGAGGGCCGCAUGGGAAGAAUUUCUGCCCGCAGCUAUCAGGUUUCCGCAGGUGCAACCAUUGUGGCAGAGAGGGCCACUUUGGUAGGGAUUGCCCCACUCUGAGGAGGACAGUUGCACGACCUUCACCACACACUCUGAGUCAGAGUUCAGGCCAAACUCAGCAGAAAGGAGGAGGCAGCAGGCCUCAGGCUACAGGCAGGGUCUUUGCGAUGACCGGGUCAGAGGCAGCAGGUUCAGGUAACCUUGUUAUUGGUUGUUGUGUAAUAUCUGGCAAGUCUUGUUGUGUGCUUUUUGAUUCCGGGGCGACACACUCUUUUGUGUCAGAGUCUUGUGUGCGGGAGUUGAGUCUGCCGGUGUGUGAGCUACAGUUUGAUCUCGUGGUAUCUACUCCGGCAUCUGGGUUGGUUAGGACUUCUUCGGUGUGUGCUAGAUGUCCAGUUGAGGUAGAGGGACGCGUAUACAAAGUCAACCUCAUAUGUCUCCCUCUGCAAGGACUAGAUGUGAUCUUGGGAAUGGAUUGA
Vigna unguiculata (cowpea) is the source of this 1353-nucleotide messenger RNA. NCBI's taxonomy places the organism in Eukaryota, Viridiplantae, Streptophyta, Magnoliopsida, Fabales, Fabaceae. The record is from RefSeq and is a predicted model, not a curated record.